AUGAGCGGUGCAGGAAUGAACGUCAACUCAGUCAUGGCACCGCUAUCUCCAGGACUAAAUGUCAAUUUAUCUCCAGGACUAAACCCCAUCGACACCCCACCAAUGGCAGCUCCAUCUCCAAGACUGAGUCUCACCACCACCCCACCGAUGGCAGCGAUAUCUCCAAGACUGAGCCUCACCUCUACCCCAGUGAUGGCUACCUCGUCUCUAGUAAAGAGUGCCUCUCCAUCCAUUGCUUCCUUGUCUCCUGGACUGUUCUCACCCUCUCUGUCCUCUCUGAGCCCAGAGAGAAGGGCCUCCUCCCCCUUCGGCAGGUCCUCCAGCAGGUCCCCCACCCCAUCCAUCAUGACAUCCCCAAAGCUGUGGCAGAAAACCUCCAUCUCCAGACUGGCAGAGGAGUUCUUCUGGAUUGGUGGAAGCAUUGUAGCACAACCCAAAUGGAGACUGGGUCAAUAUGGUAAGCGACUGAUGGAGAUAUGAUAUUUGACAUAUAUUUUGUCUUCCCUCAAAUUAUUUAAUUACUUAUUAUUUGGGGAGGAUACACAGCUGUAAAUCAUUAGCCACUAAAUUUGAACAAAAUGUACGAAAUAAGGUAGCAUAUUUUAUAACACCUGCAAUUGCCUCCUAAACCUUUCCCACCAUAAGAGAGUGAAAAUUCCGGUAACAUGUACGCAGGUAACAUGAGUAGAUGAUGGGUAUAUGGACUCCACACAAUCCCUAGAGAUUAGACUGAGUGAUGCAGACUAGUGGGCAUCACGUGUCCCUCUCUCUACUCCAGAUUACCGAAGAAGGUUACCUGCUCUUACUGUCAUGCUCAAAAAUACCAUACAAACAUACAUGCCAUUCAAACAUGUCAUGGGACAGGGGGUCCUAAGAGAAUGGGAGCCAGCUCAAUUAGAAAGACAGAGUCAACUGUAGAUAGGCCUACAGUAUGCACUAUCAAUUAGUCAGUAUAAGAGCGUAAUAUUCUACACUACAGAUAUUGCAAGGAUUAAGUAUUUAUCUAUGUUGUCAGCUAAUCUAAUAAUCAACUGCUAGUUGGUAAAUCUCUGCUUGAACCAUGCUAUUCUCCUCAAUUAAUCUGAAAGGGAUUAUAUGGGGGGCUUCCCCAGUGUUGUGAAAUAACAUUUGUAAUGUCACCUGUUGAUUGAAAGAUAAUUCAGUACUGUAGGACAUAUGAGGCAACACAUGCUCAUGACAAGUCUUGCAAUGCACUAGGACAGGGUUCUUCAAUUCCGGUCCUGGAGGGCCGAAACACCUCUGUUUUUCAUCCUCUCCUUCUAAUCAGGGGCUAAUUCAGACCUGGGACACCAGGUGAGUGCAAUUAACUACCAGGUAGAAAUAAAAAACAGAAGUGUUUCAGCCCUCCAGGAGCGGAAUUGAAGAACCCUGCACUAGGAUCUGUCUUUGUUGUCCCAGUAAACAAUUAAUAAAUGGGCCCAAAUGGACUAGCGUUCUAUACAGGGGGUGUACUUGUACAUCAAGCUGCCUCACGCUACAGAAACAGGAUAUAAUCUCCGACUCCUAUGAGCCAUUCCGGCUCGCACAAGCCAAGGCUCGUGCAAGGCUACUUACUUACUCUAUAUGGGCCCAAAUGCUACAGUUUUAGGGCACACAAGAACAGUACAUGGUCAGGAUGCCCUGUACCGUAUGAGUACAGAGGCCAUCUGAUGACCCCGUGUGUGUGUGCCUUCCUCCCUCCCUGUGGCCUGUCUGCAGUGGAGAGGUGUAUGUGCACCAUGCAGACUGGCACCCAGAUGACCAAACUGAAAGGGAAGAAGAAGGGGCUGGUCAGGUUCUUCUACCUGGAUGAACACAAGUCCUGCAUCCGCUGGAGGCCCUCCAGGAAGCACGAUAAGGCUAAAAGUGAGUCAGACAAGGAAUGUUUCAGAUAGGGUUUUAUACUGGUACCAUGAGGAAUACUCUUACAUUUUUACUUGGUCUACAUUCAACAGUUUACCAGCCCUAUUCCAUUAGAUAUUUGAACAUAAUGUACAAAUGUGCACACUGCAUGUGUGUAUUACCACCUUAUAACUCAUGUGAAAUAGCUAUGAGAUUUCUGAAAAAUUAACAGGUUAUUACAGCUGAUUGACUGCUAGAAUACAUUCUUAUUCAUUUUCAUGUUGAUUCUCUCCAGUAACCAUUGACUCCAUCCACGAGGUGUGUGAGGGCAAGAAGUCUGAGAUCUUCCAGCGCUAUGCAGACAGUUGCUUCGACCCCAACUGCUGCUUCAGUAUUUACCAUGGUGACCACGUGGAGUCUCUUGACCUGGUCUCCACUAACGGAGAUGAGGCCCGGACCUGGAUUACUGGCCUGAAAUACCUCAUGGCUGGCAUCAGUGACGAGGACAGUCUGGCAAAGAGACAACGCAAAAGGGACCAAUAUCCUUUACUCUGUCGCUAUGGAGCAUAUCACUCAUAGGGUCCUUUUAACCGAUUUAUGAAGAUAGAACAUAGACUAUCCUAUAAGAGCAUAGAAUACAUCCAUUUGACUGAUAGAAUAGGACCUGAAUAUCAUCAGCCUGUGGGCAUUUGAUUCAAUUAGGAUAUGAUACUUUCCAACGUUUGUGUAAAAUUAUGUGUAGCAAUACACGCAAUUCCAGUGAUGUCUUGUCACAUAGGAUGUAUUUUGAUACACACUAAAAGAAAUGUCAUUGGUCACUGGUCUCCGUGUCUCAUCCUUAACUCUUAUUCCACAUGGUUACAGCAGACCUUCUCAGAGGCAGACAAAAAUGGGGAUGGUAAUUUGAGCCUGGGAGAGGUUCUUCAGUUACUCCACAAACUCAACGUGAACCUGCCCAGGCAGAAAGUCAGAGAGAUGUUUAAGGUAAGAUCAUAUUCAGACGUUCCUAGAUCUGGAGUGCAGGUUGAUGUUCUUGUAUCUCAAUGUUUCUCAUUACAUCCUAGAAUACAAUAACAAGAAAUGGUCAUCUUUUAAAAGUAGUUUUACAGAAGGUCAUUAUAUGUAUCAUGUGGGUAAACAUAUAUAAAACAAAACCCAGCAUCAAUUAUGAACUAGUUCGCAAGAGCUUGCAUUUCAGGUGUCCUUACAUGGUUUGGCACACAAUGUAUAGUGUUGUAUAUACAUUUACAUUUACGUCAUUUAGCAGACACUCUUAUCCAGAGUGACUCACAAAUUGGUGCAUUCACCUUAUAGCCAGUGGGAUAACCACUUUACAAUGUUUUUUUUUGUUUUUUGUUUUUGUUUUUUUGGGGGGGUGGGGUGGGGUAAGGGGGGGGGUAGAAGGAUUACUUUAUCCUAUCCCAGGUAUUCCUUAAAGAGGUGGGGUUUCAAAUGUCUCCGGAAGGUGGUGAGUGACUCCGCUGUCCUGGCGUCGUGAGGGAGCUUGUUCCACCAUUGGGGUGCCAGAGCAGCGAACAGUUUUGACUGGGCUGAGCGGGAACUGUGCUUCCGCAGAGGUAGGGGAGCCAGCAGGCCAGAGGUGGAUGAACGCAAUGCCCUCGUUUGGGUGUAGGGACUGAUCAGAGCCUGAAGAUAUACUGUAGCUAUCCCAUAGUUCUGUCUGAAAGGUGAGAGGACUUAACCCUAGGCUGCUUUAGAAGCCAGCAACAGGGUUUCACUGUGACAAGACUCUUCCAGAGGGGUUUUAGGGGUCAAAGAUCAUGGCCUAACAACUUGAUCUCCAAUCCUAGCUUAGGAUGUGUUGUCUUGUCUCAGGAUUUCCUAGCCGUACCUUGAGAGAGUGCAGGUUGGUCGCUGUACGUGAGAAGCACGCUACAGGAAGACCAGGCCAUAUGGUCACCGUUGAACAGAACAGAUGGCUAUGGUUGUAUUAGCCUGCUGUAUGUGUUCACACUAUGCUCCAGUAAUUCACAUUGCAUUACCUGUCUUCUAUCUUUCUUAACCCCUCAUGUCAAACACAGUUUUGUUUUGUGGCUGUGCAAGAAGGAUUUGUUCUGUGUAUUUAUCUCAAUCUAUCAGUGGCUUGGAAAUACAAUGACAUUCCUAAAGGGCCAAGUAAUUAUACAGAACAAAAAUAUAAACGCAACAUGUAAAGUGUUGGUCCCAUGUUUCCUGAGCUGAAAAAUAAAAUCCUGCUAUUUUCCAUACGCACAAAAUGCUUAUUUCGCUCAAAUUUGUGCACAAAGGUGAUUACACCCUGUUAGUGAGCAUUUCUCCUUUCCCAAGAUUAUCCAUCCACCUGACAGGUGUGACAUAUCAAGAAGCUGAUUAAACGGCAUGAUCAUUACACAGGUGCUCUUUGUGCUGGGGACAAAAAAAGGCCACUCUAAAAUGUACAGUUUUGUCACAAAACACAAUGCCACAGAUGUCUCAAGUUUUGAGGGAGUGUGCAAUUGGCAUGCUGACUGCAGGAAUGUCUACAAGAGCUAUUGCCAGAUAAUUGAAUGUUCAUUCCUCUACCAUAAGCAGCCUCGAAUGUUGUUUUAGAGAAAUUGGCAGUACGUCCAACCAGCCUCACAACCACAGACCAUGUGUGACCAUGGCAGCCCAGGACCUCAACAUCCGGCUUCUUCACCUGAAAGAUCGUCUGAGACCGGCCACCCGGACAGCUGAUGAAACUGUGGGUUUGCACAACUCAAGAAUUUCUGCACUAACUGUCAGAAACCGUCUCAGGCACGCUGUGCUCUUUGCGGAUGGAUCCCGGUUUCAACUGUACUGGGAAGAUGUCAGACAGCGUGUAUGGUGUCGUGUGGGCGAGCGGUUUGCUGAUGUCAACGUUGAAACAGAGGGCCCCUUGUUGCCGGUGUGGUAAUGGUAUGGGCAGGCAUAAGCUACGGACAACAAACACAAUUGCAUUUUAUGAAUGGCAAUUUGAAUGCACAGAGAUACUGUGACGAGAUCCUGACGCCCAUUGUCGUGCCAUUCAUCUGCUGCCAUCACCUCAUAUUUCAGAAUGAUAAUGCAUGGCCCCGUGUCGCAAGGAUCUGUACACAAUUCCUGGAAGCUGAAAAUGUCCCAGUUCUUCCAUGGCCUGCAUACUCACCAGACAUGUUUGGGGUGCUCUGAAUCGGCGCACAGCAACUUCGCAGUGCUAUUGAAGAGGAGCGGGACAACAUUCCACAAGCCACAAUCAACAGCCUGAUCAACUCUAUGUGAAGGAGAUGUGUCGCGCUGCAUGAGGCAAAUGGUGGUCACACCAGAUACUGACUGGUUUUCUGAUCCACGGCCCUACCUUUUUUGGGGGGGGGGUAUCUGUGACCAACAGAUGCAUAUCUGUAUUCCCAGUCAUGUGAAAUCCAUAGAAUAGGGCCUAAUGAAUUUAUUUCAGUUGACUGAUUUCCUUACAUGAACUGUAACUCAGUAACAUCUUUGAAAUUGUUGCAUGUUGCGUUUAUAUUUUUUGUUUAAUGUAGUUGGAAAUCCUUUUGUCAUUAUUGUGAUGUCACCAGAUUGACUUUAGAUGCAGUAUAAUUUUAGCAAGCUAACUUUAGCAUUGCUAGCUAUUUUUGACAAACUUUGCUAGCUAAUAACAACUUUGCCUUCUGUCUAAAGUAAAUUUGACAACAUGAUAAUCAUGAAAGUUGAUUCCUACUAUAUAUUUGCCUACUUUAGUAAUGUCAUCGUAUUUCCAGGCCACUAUAGUGUAAUUUAGACUAAACAGUCAUUAGGCCCAGUUCAGAAUGAGUGGGCAUCACUGGACUUUUGGGCACCAAUAUGGCUGCGGCAUCUUUAGAACGUUCCUAACAAUGGCAACGAUGCGACAGAGUGACUGAGGUGUAACCCAUGUCAAUGACAGAGUGACUGAGGUGUAACCCAUGUCAAUGACAGAGUGACUGAGGUGUAACCCAUGUCAAUGACAGAGUGACUGAGGUGUAACCCAUGGAUAUUGCACCAAAAAGGGUUCUGCUAUCGUUGCAACCCUUUUUGGUGCUGUAUAGAACCCUUUUGAAUGGUUCUUUAUAGAUCCUUUGUGGAGAAUGAUUCUAUAAAAACCCUUUCUUAAUCUCAAAGGUUCUACAAAUAACCUUUUGAAGAACCAUACAGGCAGAGACGGGCAGUAUUUAUGUUGUAUUUGAAAUACGUAUUGAAUUACUUUUGAAUUACUUUUCAGUAUUUUGUAAUUUUUGUUACACUGGCCUGAACUACAAUCCAAUGUAUUUUGUAACAAGAUACUUUCGAGAGCUGUAAUUUGUAUUUUAAAAAUACAAAAUACUUUUCUAUAAAAAUUAAUUUUUAGCAGUAUACAUCACAGUCAAAAGUUUUUUUAUUCCCGUUACCGAGAAUGUUGUUGUAGUUAAGGCGUCUACUUGCAAAUGUAUUUUGUAUUUUCAAAAUACAAAAUACCUAAAAUACCUGUAUUUUAUCAAUCUAGAUCUUGUAUUUUGUAUUUUAUUUUUUGGUCGGUCGGGUAUUUUGUAUUUGUAACAAGAUCAUUUUAGAUGAAUCUUUUCCCCAUCUAAGCAUACAGGAUUAUUUUGUCUGGUUAGCCAUAUUAUAUAUUUUUUAAACUCCUUAGGUGUUAUUAUUGUGUUAAUUAACAAGUUGAAUCAGGUGUGCUACCUCUGGAACAGCUGCGGGUCCCUGAGGAGAGAAUUAAGAAACCCUUGAUUUAGACAACAGUUCUCAAAUGAUGCAAGGCCAUAUGUGAGUCUUUCACAAGACACCGUCACUGGCCAUAGUCAUAUUUAACAUGUAAUCGCAUAACACAACAGAUUAGAUACACUGUAAUGACACUCUCACUCAUUGCUGCACAAAAAGAGCUGCGAGCAAACCACGCCACAAAAUGUUUGAAUGAGCUGCCGCCCCUACAUUUUAAUUAUCACUAAAAGAGGAAAGAACCAUUUUCUGAACUGCAAAGAACCAUUGAAGGGUUCGAAGGGUUCUUUGAGUCAUUAUGGUUUCAAAUAGAACCAUCACCCUUCCCAAAGAACCCUUGAGGAACCCUCUUUUCUAAGUGGUUAACACUCACCCUAACCUUAACCCUAACCCUAAAUAUUUUUUUUCCAUCCUCAGAAAGCAGACACAGAUGACAACCAGGGUUCGUUAGCUUUUGAAGAAUUCUGUACCUUCUAUAAGAUGAUGUCUACACGCAGAGGCCUCUAUCUCAUCAUGCUCUCCUACAGUAAUAACAAAGAGUUCAUGGACCUAAAUGACCUGGUCCAUUUCAUGGAAAAUGAACAGAAGGUAAAACUGAAUUAAAAGCAGAAUGUAACGGUAUUUUUAAAAUUAUUUAAUCAUUAUUGCUCAUUUUUCAUCACAAUGUUUCUGUUUGGUAGAUGGCGGGUGUAACCAGAGAAUAUUGUCUGGAGAUAGUCAGCCAGUUUGAGCCAUGUUCUCAAAACUUACAGAAUAUGGUUCUGGGCAUCGAUGGUAAGGAUUUUACAUUAAAGUAGUUUUCAUGACACAAGCGCGUGUCAUUUAAGAAUCACAGCCCACAGAAAUAGCCAAAGACACAUGAACAGACAUGGUGUAUCUCCAAGUACAGUAACAGUAUGUAAAUUACAGAAAAGUCACAUAUCCCAUUUCUUCCCUCAGGUUUCACCAAUUACAUGCGAAGUCCUGCAGGAGACAUCUUUAACCCAGACCACCAUCAUGUGCACCAGGACAUGACCCAGCCCCUGUGUAACUACUUCAUAGCCUCGUCCCACAACACCUACCUGACAGGGGACCAGCUUCUGUCUGAGUCCAGGGUAGACAUGUAUGCCUAUGUGCUCCAGGCUGGCUGUCGCUGUGUGGAAGGUAAGCUUAGACACUAUAAUGACCCUUCAACUGCCUCCCUACCCAAAACAUUGCAAUGCUGUACUCCUACUUGCUGUACUCAAUGCUGUACUCAAACUGUAACCAGUGCCUGCAACCUGGUUCAGGUUAUCAGUCAACCUACCAGGGUAGUUACAAACAGUACAGGAAUUAAAUCAUCAACAUGUAUUGAUCAUAUCUUUACUAAUGCUGCAGAGAUUUGUUUGAAAACAGUAUCCAAAUCCAUUGGAUAUAGUAGCCAUAUCUAGGAAAAUCAAAGUUCCAAAGGCUGGGCCUAAUAUUGUGUAUAAGAGGUCAUACAAUAUGUUUUGUAGUGAUUCCUAUGUUGUUGAUGUAAAGAAUAUAUGUUGGUACGUGGUGUGUAAUGAGGAGCAAACAGACACUGCACUUGACACAAUUAUGAAAUUGCUUAUUUCAGUUACUAAUAAUAAGCAUUCCCCCAUUAAGAAAAAGACUGUAAAAACUGUUACAUAAUUGUAUGGUUGAGAGGGAUGGCAAAUAAGUCUGGCUGCACAACCGAUUGGCAAACAUAUUGCAAAUUGAGAAAUCAUGUGACUAAAUUGAAUAAAAAGAAGAAGAAAGUACACUAUGAAACAAAGAUAAGUGACAUAAAGAAUGAUAGUAAAAAGCUUUGGAGCACCUUAAAUUACAUUUUGGGAAAAAAGGCAAACUCAGCUCCAUCAUUCAUUGAAUCAGAUGGCUCAUUCAUCACAAAACCAACUGAUAUUGCCAACUACUUUAAUGAUUUUUUCAUUGGCAAGAUUAGCAAUCUUAGGCAUGACAUGCCAGCAACAAUUGUGACACUACACAUCCAAGUAUGUCUGACCAAAUUAUGAAAGACAAACGUUGUAAUUUUGAAUUCCGUAAAGUGAGUGUGGAAGAGGUGAUAAAAGUAUUGUUGUCUAUCAACAAUGACCUGCCACUGGGGUCUGACAACUUGGAUGGAAUAUUACUGAGGAUAAUAGUGGACGAUAUUGGCACUCCUAUUUGCCAUAUUUUCAAUUUAAGCCUACUAGAAUGUGUGUGCCCCCAGGCUUGGAGGGAAGCAAAUGUAAUUCCGCUACCUAAGAAUAGCAAAGCCCCCUUUACUGGCUCAAAUAGCCGACCAAUUAGCCUGUUACCAACCCUUAGUAAACUAUUGGAAAAAAUGGUGUUUGACCAGAUACAAUGCUAUUUUACAGUAAAGAAAUUGACAACAAACUUUCAGCAUGCUUAUAGAGAAGGACAUUCAACAAGCACAUCACUUACACAAAUGACUGAUGAUUGGCUGAGAGAAAUUGAUGAUAAAAAGAUUGUGGGGGCUGUUUUGUUAGACUUCAGUGUGGCUUUUGACAUUAUCGAUCAUAGUCUGCUGCUGGAAAAACGUAUGUGUUAUGGCUUUACUCCACCUGCUAAAUUGUGGAUACAGAGUCACCUGUCUAACAGAACACAGAGGGUGUUCUUUAAUGGAAACCUCUCCAACAUAAUCCAGGUAGAAUCAGGAAUUCCCCAGGGCAACUGUCUAGGCCCAUUACUUUUUUCAAUCUUUACUAAUGACAUGCCACUGGCUUUGAGUAAAGCCAUAGUGUCUAUGUAUGUGGAUGACUCAACACUAUACAUGUCAGCUACUACAACGACUGAAAUGACUGCAACACUUAACAAAGAGUUGCAGUUAGUUUCAGAGUGGGUGGCAAGGAAUAAGUUAGUCCUAAAUAUUUCUAAAACUAAAAGCAUUGUAUUUGGAACAAAUCAUUCACUAAACUCCAAACCUCAAUUAAAUCCUGUAAUAAAUAAUGUGGAGAUUGAGCAAGUUGAAGUGACUAAACUGCUUGGAGUAACCCUGGAUUGUAAACUGUCAUGGUCAAAACAUAUUGAUACAACAGUAGCUAAGAUGGGGAGAAGUCUGUCCAUAAUAAAGCGCUGCUAUACCUUCUUAACAGCACUAUCAACAAGGCAGGUCCUACAGGCUCUAGUUUUAUCGCACCUGGACUACUGUUCAAUCGUGUGGUCAGGUGCCACAAAGAGGGACUUAGGAAAAUUGCAAUUGGCUCAAAACAGGGCAGCACGGCUACUGGCCCUUGGAUGUACACAGAGAGCAAUCAUUAAUAAUAUGCAUGUCAAUCUCUCCUGGUUCAAAGUGGAGGAGAGAUUGACUUCAUAACUGCUUGUGCUUGUGAGAGGUGUUGACAUGUUGAAAGCACCGAGCUGUCUGUUUGAACGACUGGCACACAGCUCAGACACCCAUCCAUACCCCACAAGACAUGCCACCAGAGGUCUCUUCACAGUCCCCAAGUCCAGAACAGACUAUGGGAGGUGCACAGUACUACAUAGAGCCAUGACUACAUGGAACUCUAUUCCACAUCAGGUAACUGAUGCAAGCAGUAGAAUCAGAUUUAAAAAACAGUUAAAAAUACACCUUUUGGAACAGCUGGGACUGUGAAGCAACACAAACAUAGGCACAGACACAUGCAUACACACACAUGAUAACAUACGCUCUAUACACACACGUACACAUGGAUUUUGUGUUGUAGAUAUGUGGUAGUGGUGGAGUAGGGGCCUGAGGGCACACAUUUAGUGUGCUGUGAAAUCUGUUAUGAAUGUAUUGUAAUGUUUUUUUUAAAUGUAUAACUGCCUUCAUUUUGCUGGACCCCAGGAAGAGUAGCUUCUGCCUUGGCAGCAGCUAAUGGGGAUCCAUAAUAAAUACAAAUACAAAUACUUAAGUGAUAAUGCCAGAGAAGCCGGUGUUUGCUGAUUUGUUUAAGAGACGUCUGGAUACUGUGUAUCAGGAUUUUGUGGCCAUUUACACAGAUGGUUCAAAAGAUCCAAGGACAGGACGUAGUGGGUCAGCAUUUGUAGUGCAGGAAUGUGGGGUGGCAGUCAGGAAACGUAUUACAGAUCAUCUGGCUGUAUAUACGGCGGAGCUGAUGGCCAUACUGUACAGUUUUUCCGCCGGAAUCACUGAAUCACUGGACCUUUAACUCCGGAUUCAUCGCUACCAGCUAGCUGCAACAAAAUGGACGCUGUGGUCUGGCUAAUCAUCCUGAGCUAGGCCCAUCUCCCGGCUAUCUACCUCUCUGUCAACCGGACGGGACCACCUAGUGUUGACACGGAGCCCCGCCGAUCCUACACGACUGGUCUGCCGACGAAAUCGUCUGAUGUGGUUACGACGUUAACCACGAAGAUUCCAUCUGCUAGCCCCGGCCCGCUAGCACACGCUAGCCGUGGCCUCUUACACACGCUAGCCGUGGCCUAGUGCUAGCCGCAGCCUCCGAACUAUCCUAUUGCUGUUCACCGGACCUUAUGAUACUCCUGAGUGGCGCAGUGGUCUAAGGCACUGCAUCGCAGUGCUAACUGUGCCACUAGAGAUCCUGGUUCGAAUCCAGGCUCUGUCGCAGCCGGCCGCGACCGGGAGACUCAUGGGCGGCGCACAAUUGGCCCAGCGUCGUCCAGGGUAGGGGAGGGAAUGGCCGGCAGGGAUGUAGCUCAGUUGAUAGAGCAUGGCGUUUGCAACGCCAGGGUUGUGGGUUCGAUUCCCACGGGGGGCCAGUGUAAAAAAAAAAGAUGUAUUCACUAACUGUAAGUCGCUCUGGAUAAGAGCGUCUGCUAAAUGACGUAAAAUGUAAAUAACUCAGCUAUACAGCUGAUGUCUGCUGGACUGUUCCUUUUUACAUUACUACAUCCUGUUUAUGUUUAGCCUCAGCCCAAACAUGGUUAACUUAUUGUUGUUUCGGUUAUUUCUAAUUGUACUAUUUCACUGUAGACCCCCCAGCUCAGCUAAACCUGCCUUCGAUAGCUCCUUUGUCCCACCCCCUAUACACGCGGAGACCGACUCAAUUGAUGCCUCCAGCGAUGCUAUCUCUUUCAUUGUUACCCAACGCUUAGGUUUACCUCCACUUUACUCAUAUCCUUCCAUAUCCUUAUCUGUACAUAAUGCCCUGAAUCUUUUCUAUAACACCCGGAAAUCUGCCCCCUUUAUUCUAUGUACCCAACGCACUAGAAGACCAGUUCUUAAAGCCUUUAGCCGUAUCCUUAUUCUAGUCCUCCUCUGUUCCUCUGGUGAUGUAGAGGCUAACCCAGGCCCUGCAGCCCUCAGUAUCACUCCUACUCCCCAGGCGCUAUCAUUUGCUGACUUCUGUAAUCGCAAAAGUCUUGGUUUCUUGCACAUAAAUAUCAGAAGUCUACUUCCUAAGUUUGAGUUAUUCACUGCGUUAGCACACUCCGCCAACCCUGAUGUUCUAGCAGUGUCUGAAUCCUGGCUCAGGAAGGCCACCAAAAAUUCUGAAAUUUCCAUCCCCAACUAUAACAUUUUCCGUCUAGAUAGAACUGCCAAAGGGGGUGGAGUUGCAAUCUACUGUAGAGAUAGCCUGCAGAGCUCUAUCAUACUAUCCAGGUCUGUGCCCAAACAGUUUGAGCUUCUACUUCUAAAAAUCCACCUUUCCAGAAAUAAGUCUCUCACUGUUGCCGCUUGCUACAGACCCCCCUCAGCCCCUAGCUGUGCCCUGGACACCAUAUGUGAAUUGAUUGCCCCCCAUUUAUCCUCAGAGUUCGUACUGCUUGGUGACCUAAAUUGGGAUAUGCUUAAUACCCCAGCCAUCCUACAAUCCAAACUAGAUGCCCUCAACCUCACGCAAAUUAUCAACGAACCUACCAGGUACAACCCUAAAUCCGUAAACAUGGGUACCCUCAUAGAUAUCAUCCUGACUAACAUAUCCUCUAAAUACACCUCAGCUGUCUUCAACCAGGAUCUCAGCGAUCACUGCCUUAUUGCCUGCGUCCGUAACGGGUCCGCGGUCAAACGACCACCCCUCAUCACUGUCAAACGCUCCCUAAAACACUUUAGCGAGGAGGCCUUCCUAAUUGACCUGGUCCCAGGUAUCCUGGAUGGAUAUAGAUCUCAUUCCGUCAGUAGAGGAUGCCUGGUUGUUCCUUAAAAGUAAUUUCCUCUCAAUCUUAAAUAAACAUGCCCCAUUCAAAAAAUACAGAACUAAGAACCGAUAUAGCCCCUGGUUCUCCUCAGACUUGACUGCCCUUGACCAGCACAAAAACAUCCUGUGGCGUACAGCAUUAGCAUCAAAUAGCCCCCGCGAUAUGCAACUUUUCAGGGAAGUUAGGAACCAAUAUACACAAGCAGUCAGGAAAGCAAAGGCUAACUUUUUCAAACAGAAAUUUGCAUCCUGUAGCACUAACUCCAAAAAGUUUUGGGACACUGUAAAAUCCAUGGAGAAUAAGAGCACUUCCUCCCAGCUGCCCACUGCACUGAGGCUUGGAAACACUAUCACCACCGAUUAAUCUACAAUAAUCGAGAAUUUCAACAAGCAUUUUGCUACAGCUGGCCAUGCUUUCCAUCUGGCUACCACUACCCCGGCCACCAACUCUGCACCCUCUGCUGCAACUUGCCCAUGCCCCCCCCCGCUUCUCCUUCACACAAAUUCAGACAGCUGAUGUUUUGAAAGCGCUGCAAAAUCUGGACCCUACAAAUCAGCUGGGCUAGACAAUCUGGACCCUUUCUUUCUAAAACUAGCCGCCGAAAUUGUCGCAACCCCUAUUACUAGUCUGUUCAACCUCUCUUUCAUAACGUCUGAGAUCCUCAGAGAUUGGAAAGCUGCCGCGGUCAUCCCCCUCUUCAAAGGGGGUGAAAUUCUAGAUCCAAACUGCUACAGACCUAUAUCCAUCCUGCCCUGCCUUUCGAAAGUAUUUGAAAGGCAAGUUAACAAACAGAUCACCGACCAUUUCGAAUACCACCGUACCUUCUCCGCUAUGCAAUCCGGUUUCCGAGCUGGUCAUGGGUGCACUUCAGCCACGCUCAAGGUCCUAAACGAUAUUAUAACCGCGAUUGAUAAUAGACAGUACUGUGCAGCCGUCUUCAUCGACCUGGCCAAGGCUUUCGACUCUGUCAACCACCGCAUUCUUAUUGGCAGACUAAAUAGCCUUGGUUUCUCAAAUGACUGCCUCGCCUGGUUCACCAACUACUUCUCAGAUAGAGUUCAGUGUGUCAAAUCGGAGGGCCUGUUGUCUGGACCUAUGGCAGUCUCUAUGGGGGUGCCACAGGGUUCAAUUCUUGGGCCGAACACUUUUCUCCGUGUAUAUCAAUGAUGUCGCUCUUGCUGCUGGUGACUCUCAGAUCCACCUCUACGCAGACGACACCAUUUUGUAUACAUCUGGCCCUUCAUUGGACACUGUGUUAACAAACCUCCAAACGAGCUUCAAUGCCAUACAACACUCCUUCAGUAGCCUCCAACUGCUCUUAAACACUAGUAAAACUAAAUGCAUGCUUUUCAAUCGAACGCUGCUGGCACCCGCCCACCCGACUAGAAUCACCACUCUCGACGGGUCUGACCUAGAGUAUGUGGACAACUACAAAUACCUAGGUGUCUGGUUAGACUGUAAACUCAACUUCCAGACUCACAUAAAGAAUCUCCAAUCCAAAGUUAAAUCUAGAAUCGGCUUCCUAUUUCGCAACAAAGCCUCCUUCACUCAUGCUGCCAAACAUGCCCUCGUAAAACUGACUAUCCUACCGAUCCUUGACUUCGGCGAUGUCAUUUACAAAAUAGCCUCCAACACUACUCAGCAAAUUGGAUGUAGUCUAUCACAGUGCCAUCCGUUUUGUCUCCAAAGCCCCAUACACUACCCACCACUGUGACCUGUACGCUCUUGUUGGCUGGUCCUCACUACAUGUUCGUCGUCAAACCCACUGGCUCCAGGCCAUCUAUAAAUCACUGCUAGGCAAAUCCCCGCCUUAUCUUAGCUCAUUGGUCACCAUAGCAGCACCCACCCGUAGUCUGCGCUCCAGCAGGUAUAUCUCACUGGUCAUUCCCAAAGCCAACACCUCCUUUGGCCGCCAUUCCUUCCAGUUCUCUGCUGCCAAUGACUGGAACGAAUUGCAAAAAUCUCUGAAGCUGGAGACUCUUAUCUCCCUCAAUAACUUUAAGCAUCAGUUGUCAGAGCACCUUACCGAUCACUGCACCUGUACACAGCCCAUCUGAAAUUAGCCCACCCAACUACCUCAUCCCUAUAUUGUUAUUUAUUUUGCUCUUUUGCACCCCAGUAUCUCUAUUUGCACAUAAUCUCUUGCACAUCUAGCAUUCCAGUGUUAAUACUAUUGUAAUUAUUUUGCACUAUAGCCUAUUUAUUGACUUACCUCCAUAACUUGCUACAUUUGCACACACUGUAUAUAUAUUUUCUGUUGUAUUUUUGACUUUAUGUUUUUACCCCAUAUGUAACUCUGUGUUGUUUUUAUUGCACUGCUUUGCUUUAUCUUGGCCAGGUCGCAGUUGUAAAUGAGAACCUGUUCUCAACUGGCUUACCUGGUUAAAUAAAGGUGAAAUAAAUAAAAAUAAAAAAUAAAAAAUACUGUUGGCCUUGCAGUGGGUGGAGGAAGUCAAACCAGACUUAGUAGUUAUUUGCUCUGAUUAAUGUGCAGUGUUGAUGAGGCUCCAGUUCUAUAGCUCAUGUAGCAGAAAAUACCUGCUUUAUGAGGUGCUACAAACCCAUGGCAGGGUUAGACAGAUGGGUAUACAGAUAAGAUUUACUUAGGUCCCAGCUCAUGUGGGGGUGGAGGGGAAUGAGGCAGUUGAUGUACUGACUAAACAAGCACUUAGUAGUGGGGAUGUUGAGGUUGUAGUUUCAAUGAGCAAGGCAAAAAGCCUGAAAUGGAUGGUGCACCAGUGAUGGUGCAGAGAUGGCAGGAGCAGUGGAAUAGAGAAAAUAAGGGAAGGCAUUUAUUUCAAGUACAGAGGAAAGUCAGGGAGGGGAGGACGCAGGAAGGGACAGAAGAGAGGAGGCUAUUUUUACAAGAUUAAGGGUGGGACACAGCCGGUUGGAGAAGACCUUAAAGUGAUAGGAAAGCAUCCAACAGGAAAGUGUGAUUAUUGCCAGGAAACAGAGACCGUGGAGCGUGUAUUGCUUCAGUGUGGGCAGUAUCAGAGGGAAAGAGAGAGGCUGAGCUCUCGUAUGAGGGAGAAGGGGAUACUGGACAUUAUUUUAAGGAGUAUGUUGAGUAGAACAUCAUUAGAGAUAGUCUCAAAUAUUUUGUUACGGGCUGGCAGGUAGGAUUUUGUUUCUCCCUGUCUCUGGCCCACACUCCAGUACAGUAGGUUGCGGUAAUGCACCAUAACGUUGGAUGCCAAUCGCCGAUAAACCCCACUGAAGAAGAAGAAGAAGCAAGCCGGUGUUUGGAGGAUAUGUUGGCACGGGUGUUGUUAGGCCCGAGACGAGGGCAUUAUCACUUUUAUACAACGGGUUACCAACAUAUUCAAAUAUAGAUUAACAUAUUUUCAUUAAAAACGUUGUUUUGAUGAAUUUAAUCUUACUAUUUCAUCAUUCCAUGAGAUAUAGUCCCAACACAAAUCUAGGGUUGCUAUCCAAGCCGGCUGGUCGGUCGUUCUAUCGGUUCGGUUGUCAGAGACGCGACCUAGUCGUUAAGUCUUUUUGUUUUAAAUCUAUGGACGCGACCCAGUCGUUCGUUCUAAAUGUUCCGUUGCCAUAAUGGCUGGCAACGUUCUUAUCCCUUGCUCGCUAGCUAGCAAACUUUGGCUAACACAGUCACGUCAAACAGUGUAGCCAUAAUAGUAGCAAAGUAGCUGAAUUUACGUUGGUUUAAGCUGUUUUCUAGUGAUUUUGGGGGGGAGACAUCCAUAGCAAUGAACUAAUGAUUUGCGAUUUCGCCUGGCACAGAACAUUUGCUCUCUCGCCAGGCCACUGUUCAGAAGAGAUAGCCAACUACACAGCUAACACAAUCACUUAAAACUGAAAAUGGAAUGACAGCAAACUAGCUGCAUUUCGUUUCAUUUUACCUGUUUUCUAUUGACAUUCUUUGUAUCCAUAAAAUUAAUGCCAGCUGAUUUAUGAUUUCAACUGGCUGAGAAAAGCUGCCUGUCUGUCUCGUCCCGACUCCUGACAUGUUCAUUAUAAUGGGACAGCUGUAGAUCGAAUUUCAAUAUUGAAACAAUGCUGCAAAUGUCAGAGACAGACACCAAGGUUUAUACAAAUCUCCGCUGUUGAAAAUCAAAUGCUAGUCUAAAAGAAAUGGGAGAUAAUGUCUAAAUGCUUUUUAUAGUGGAGAACAAGUUUAUAAAUUGCCUGGCUGGGCUGAUGAGACAGUGGAUUGCGCAGUGAGAAUGGACAGAGUAAAUAGGCAUUUCAACGUCAUAGUUUAGCUAGUGGUAACUUGUGGAAUAGACACCGGCUGGAAUGUGGUUUUAACCAAUUAGCAUCCAGGAUUAGACCCACCGUUGUAUAACAGACCAUAUACCACGGGUAUGACAAAACAUAUAUUUGUACUGCUCUAAUUACAUUGUUAGCCAGUUUCUAAUAGCAAUAAGGCACCUCGGGGGUUUGUGGUGUAUGGCCAAUAUACCACGGCUAAGGCCUGUUCGUACACACGACGCAACGCGAAGUGCCUGGAUACAGCCCUUAGCCAUGGUAAAUUGGCCAUAUACCACACCCCCUCGGGCCUUAUUAGUUAAAUAGACACUGGCUGGAAUGCGUUUUUAACCAAUCAGCAUCCAGGAUUAGACCCACCCGUUGUAUAACAGUACUUACCAUCCUCAUCACUCACUCACUCACUCUUUCUCUGUCUCUCAGUGGACUGCUGGGAUGGACCAGACGGGGAACCUAUCGUCCAUCAUGGCUACACCCUGACGUCCAAGAUCCUCUUCAAAGACGUCAUUGAAACCAUUAACAAAUAUGCCUUCACAAAGAAUCAGUGAGUACCUUUAUUUUGUCACGAUGUCCUGCCCAGGUAUAGAUAGCAAUAGAAAACCAUUCAUGGGCAACACACAUUCCAAUAUGUUAUGCCAUACAUCCCUAGGUACCCAGUGAUCCUAUCCAUAGAGAACCAUUGCACAGUUCCCCAGCAGAAGAAGAUGGCUGAGUAUCUGAUGGAGGUGCUCCAGGAUAAGGUGGACCUGUCUACGGUCAAUGUGAAUGAAUUCAGAAAGCUGCCCUCCCCAGAGCUCCUGAAAGGGAAAGUUCUAGUCAAGGUAAAGCCAUAUUUCUUUAUCAAUGUGCUGUGCAACCAAUAGUAGCAGUCAGUCAUUUCCAUAGUGGCGAUUUCCAAAUCAUAAAACUUUACCCAAAUAAAACAACAUUACAGAACACCUUCUGUGAAAAUAUUAAUGUAAUAAACAGACUGGUUGUUAUUCCUCAGGGAAAGAAGCUUCCAGCGAACAUUGACGAUGAUGCAGAGGAGGGGGAUGUGUCGGAUGAAGACAGUGAGGAAGAGGAAGAGGAGGAUGAAGAUGACAGCCAGAUAAACACAGAUGUAAGGACAUUACUACCGUUUAGCUAAAAUAGACUGAGGGUAAAAUAUAAAUGUGUCAAUGAGUAAAACUAUCCCAGGUCAUUUGUCAUGUUCCUAAAGCCCCUCUAGGUGGCAUAAUACCCAAAUGUGUGGCAUCAAUGAGUGUCUCAUUCCUGUAAGCCCAGUGCCCUUAUUCUUUGGGGAUAUCUGAAAACGAUUUCAAGUCAUGGCUGUUUGACAGUGGAUGUUAUGUGAAUUUCAUGUGUUUCAGUUUACCUAGUUACAAAUAUCUGAUUGCUGUACUUUUUUGCUGACUUCAGAGAACAAAGAAAAGCAUACCUCAUGAUUUUAUCAGGUGCUUUGUCAUAAGAUGAUGCCAAAGCCAUUAGGAUUUCCAUCAGACAGUGAGAUAGCUAGUUGGCUGAUUGAUUGUGUAUGCAUGGAGUCUAGAGUCUUGAAUAUGUUUGACUAUUUAAGGGGAACGCUGCUGGCACUGCAGAUGAAUCCAAACCCAAGAAACGCAGGUCUAUCAUGGGCAGCUUCAGACGCAAGGUCAGCCUAUUCUCUCAUACUACGUCCUAACCCGGUCUUCGCUUCACCACGCUUUCCAAUCAUGCUUAUGCAAAUGAACAUCGCUCCACUUCACCAUUCCUUCCGCCAUGCAAAUUAGUCUUACAGUGAGGGAAAAAAGUAUUUGAUCCCCUGCUGAUUUUGUACGUUUGCCCACUGACAAAGACAUGAUCAGUCUAUAAUUUUAAUGCUAGGUUUAUUUGAACAUUGAGAGACAGAAUAACAACAACAAAAUCCAGAAAAACGCAUGUCAAAAAUGUUAUAAAUUGAUUUGCAUUUUAAUGAGGGAAAUAAGUAUUUGACCCCUCUGCAAAACAUAGUACUUGGUGGCAAAGCCCUUGUUGGCAAUCACAGAGGUCAGACGUCUCUUGUAGUUGGCCACCAGGAUUGCACACAUCUCAGGAGGGAUUUUGUUCCACUCCUCUUUGCAGAUCUUCUCCAAGUCAUUAAGGUUUCGAGGCUGACGUUUGGCAACUCGAACCUUCAGCUCCCUCCACAGAUUUUCUAUGGGAUUAAGGUCUGGAGACUGGCUAGGCCACUCCAGGACCUUAAUGUGCUUCUUCUUGACCCACUCCUUUGUUGCCUUGGCCGUGUGUUUUGGGUCAAUGUCAUGCUGGAAUACCCAUCCACGACCCAUUUUCAAUGCCCUGGCUGAGGGAAGGAGGUUCACACCCAAGAUUUGACGGUACAUGGCCCCGUCCAUCGUCCCUUUGAUGCAGUGAAGUUGUCCUGUCCCCUUAGCAGAAAAACACCCCCAAAGCAUAAUGUUUCCACCUCCAUGUUUGACGGUGGGGAUGGUGUUCUUGGGGUCAUAGGCAGCAUUCCUCCUCGUCCAAACACGGCGAGUUGAGUUGAUGCCAAAGAGCUCGAUUUUGGUCUCAUCUGACCACAACACUUUCACCCAGUUCUCCUCUGAAUCAUUCAGAUGUUCAUUGGCAAACUUCAGACGGCCCUGUAUAUGUGCUUUCUUGCGGGCGCUGCAGGAUUUCAGUCCUUCACGGCGUAGUGUGUUACCAAUUGUUUUCUUGGUGACUAUGGUCCCAGCUGCCUUGAGAUCAUUGACAAGAUCCUCCCGUGUAGUUCUGGGCUGAUUCCUCUCCGUUCUCAUGAUCAUUGCAACUCCAUGAGGUGAGAUCUUGCAUGGAGCCCCAGGCCGAGGGAGAUUGACAGUUAUUUUGUGUUUCUUCCAUUUGCGAAUAAUCGCACCAACUGUUGUCACCUUCUUACCAAGCUGCUUGGCGAUGGUCUUGUAGCUCAUUCCAGCCCUGUGUAGGUCUACAAUCUUGUCCCUGACAUCCUUGGAGAGCUCUUUGGUCUUGGCCAUGGUGGAGAGUUUGGAAUCUGAUUGAUUGAUUACUUCUGUUUAAGAGUGUGCUCCUAAUCUCAGCUCGUUACCUGUAUAAAAGACACCUGGGAGCCAAAAAUCUUUCUGAUUGAGAGGGGGUCAAAUACUUAUUUCCCUCAUUAAAAUGCAAAUCAAUUUAUAACAUUUUUGACAUGCGUUUUUCUGAAUGUUUUUGUUGUUAUUCUGUCUCUCACUGUUCAAAUAAACCUACCAUUAAAAUUAUAGACUGAUCAUUUCUUUGUCAGUGGGCAAACGUACAAAAUCAGCAGGGGAUCAAAUACUUUUUUCCCUCACUGUACCUCACCAGCACAAAUGCAAAUCACAAACUCCCUUCACCACCCCCUUUACCAACACUAGUGUGUGAAACUAGUCAUUGUCAUCAUAGGCCUGCAUCAGCUUUUCUGUGUGAUUUCCCUGACAGUGCAGUGUAUUGCUUUGAGAGACAUGUUCUACUGCUCUAACAUCUUUCCAUACUCUGGUUAUAAUAGAAAUGUCCCCAUCUGGAAGACCCUUGUUGCACUAAAUGCUGACUGUUCAUGUCUUGUAUUUAGAGGAAAAAGAAGAAGAAAAAGAAGCUAAUGCUUAAUUUAGACCAUGCGGACCAAGAGAACCCCAUCAUGAGAGACAAAACACAAAUUGUGUACCACAACAAGUAAAGCCAUUCAAACAUGACAUACUGUUAUCAAACCAUUUACUUGAACUUUUAAACAUUGAUCCAUGCAUCCACUUAUCUCUGCCCAUCCCCUAUUCACCCACAGGAAAGGGAAGACGAUGAGGUUAUCCCGAGCCCUGUCUGACCUCGUCAAGUACACCAAGUCUGUCCGGGUCCAUGACAUUGAAACACAAGGUAGUAUCCACGUUCAAACAAAGUAAUUUCUGCUUAAUUCAACAAUAUCACAAGUUCUUUCAGCAUGGGAGUCAUUCUACCUCUUGGUUGUCAGUGUGUUUGAACCUAUGUGUUUUCUGGUUGGCAGCUUAUAUGACCAGUUGGCAAGUGUCUUCCCUCAAUGAGAGCAUUGUGAACCAGAUCAUGGCUCUGAAGCCAGCUCAGUUGGUGCGAUUCAACCAGAGACAGCUACUACGUGUUUACCCCUCCAACUACCGUGUGGACUCUAGCAACUUCAACCCACAGCCCUUCUGGAACGCAGGAUGCCAUAUGGGUAAGAGACCCUGCUCAUACAAUACCUUAAGGGUGCUUUGCUUUGCUUUGCUUAUAGAGAAAAACAAGACAGUCUAGAGGCAAAUAUCUCAACUUCAGUCUGAUUCAGAACAGUGGUCGUACUCUAAAAUAUAUUUCUUGUCUUGUGUUAUCUUUUCAGUUGCACUGAAUUACCAAACAGAGGGCCGCAUGCUUGAACUGAACAGAGCCAAGUUCUCAACCAAUGGCAACUGUGGAUACUUACUGAAGCCCAGGUGCAUGAAUAAAGGUGGGUACUAUUAGAAAACAAGGGUAACUGUAGUUGAAGCCAAAAUGCAGACAUGAGCAAACUGAUUAUACAAUUAAACACUAUAAAUGCACAGUAGUUGUUUCUCGGACUAAGAGUUUGCUGGCUGAAUGUUGCCCUCUGUGUUGCCCAGGUUUCUUUAACCCUACGCUGGAGGACCCUCUGCCAGGACAGAAGAAGACUCAAUUGGUACUGAAGAUCAUCAGUGGGCAGCAGCUGCCAAAACCUAAAGACUCAAUGCUGGGGGAUAGAGGGGAGGUGAGACAUAUCAGACAACCUCAAUUGGCCUCUUUUAUGUGAGGAGACUACAAGGCUAUUUGUCUUGUCACUUGUGCGUUGUAUGUGAAUGUGUCCUAUUUGUUGUUUUUGUAGAUUAUUGAUCCUUUUGUAGAGGUGGAGAUCAUCGGUCUGCCUAUUGAUUGCUGUAAGCAGCAGACAAGGGUGGUGGAUGACAAUGGUGAGCAUUGACCUCAGCUAUUUAGUUUCCUUUUUUUUUUUAACAAGGUGCUCAUUCAACUACGCAUUUUGAUAUUCUGUUAAACUUCUGUUGAAUGAAAAGCACUGAAAGGUUGUGGAAAUGCAAUUGAAGUUAAUAGUCUUCCUUCUCUGUGCCAUUGUAGGCUUCAACCCCAUGUGGGAGGAGAGCCUGGUCUUCACCCUCCACAUGACCCAGAUUGCACUGGUGCGUUUCCAGGUGUGGGACCAUGAUCCGAUAGGACAAAACUUCAUUGGACAGAGGACCAUAGCGUUCGUCAGCAUGAUGCCAGGUAAGGUAGCUGGAGGGAUUAACCAGGUCUCUACUUCUUCAUCAGAGAGAAGACAUUUGGAUCGUCAUCAUAACAAGUGUGCCAUUAUCAUGGAUUGCUCUGUAAAAACAAAACGCAUGUGAUUUUGGGAUUCAUGUGAUAACUGGUUGAUUUUACCUUAUAAUCUUUUUUUAAACAUUUUAAGGUUAUCGCCAUGUCUAUCUUGAGGGCAUGGAGGAGGCCUCCAUCUUUGUUCAUGUUGCUGUAAAUGACAUCACAGGAAAGGUAGGCCUAAGCACUGAGUUGAGUUUUGCUUUACCUUUAUUGCUGUAGUUGAAGAGUAAGGUUUAGAUUUUCUUUAACAUUGAGUCAAUUCACAACUCACUUUCUCUUGAAUUCAACACUUGUUUUCUGUCACAUAGGUUAAGCCAAGUAAUGCUGUAAAGGGUUUUUUGAAAAAAGCUACGAAGAAAGGGUCAGCCAAGGAGCCAAAGACGGUCUCUAUGCACCUCUCCACUUACUCAUCAGAGGACGUCCGUCAGCGGUACCGCAAGGACCUGGACUCCUACUCCCAGGAGAGCAGCGGGAACGGCAGCAUGUUACUGACACCUGCAGGCAUAGACUACCAUAGAGGGACUCAGAGCGAACCACUGAAGCGAGCGCACAGGGUGCAAAUUCUGGAGGAGGAAAUCCAGGGUGCUUCUCCAAAGGAGGAGAAAAAGAAGGAGGGGAAAAGGAAGGAGGGGAAAAGGAAGGGCAUCCUCGUCCGCAUGUCCUCCACCAUCUCCAACUCUGGGGCAUCCAUCCCGUGCAUCACAGCAACAAGCCCAGACCUGGAGGAUGUGUUUCAGUCGUCUCAGCCACAGAGUCCAGAACCAGAGAGCCAAAUGCAGUCGUUUCAGGCAGCCUGGCCAGAUCUGGAAGACCAGGUUCAGUCUUUCCAUGCACACUGGCCGGGCCAGGACAACCCAGGUCAGUCAUUUGAGCCUGAGUGGCCAGACCCACCUGAGAUUGAGGACAUAGCAGGAGAACCACUGACAAAGCUUAACAGUAAGCAUGCACCCCAAACUGUAUCAGAACAUCUGAAUCAGCCCCAACCCCAGCUCCAUCCCCAGGCCCAGCCCCAGUCCCUACCCCAGACCCAGGCCCAGGCCCAGGCCCAGCCCCAGUCUGAUCCUGAGGUCAUUCUCCGGAUCCGACACCCACCAUCCUCCCCUGUCAGAGUUAGACGGACCCUGGAGACCCCAGCCAGCCAACUCCCCUCCAACACGUCACGGACAAAGGCCCGCUCUCGCAGUGUUCCACGAAAGCAGCAUGCCUCCCCCAUCACCCCGGUAGUUAACCGCAGGGCUGCUGUGCACUGGCAGCCUCAGACUCCUUCCCCUCCUCCCCCCCAGAACCAUUGCAGCUAUGGCCACAAGCCCAUACCCAACGGCCUCUACCUGUCUGACAGUGACUCCAGCAGUGGUGGCAGUAUAGACAGUCUGAGUCUGGAGCUCCUGCCCUCGCGCGUGCCAGUCGGUGGGCAGAGGGAAGUGGGCACCCUGCAGAGAGAGAUGAAUGCCCUCUUUGACCAGAAGAUGAAGGAGAUCCGCUGUAAAUCCCCACUCUUUUUUCACGGUAAAAGUGACUCUUAUUAUACGAUAUAUUAUUAUAUUAUUAUAUCCCAGCUAGAGAGCAUGCCAAUGUUAAAGACGCAUUGUUUUUUGAGUCACAAAGUAUGUGUACCUGUAUGCUCAGAUCAUCGACAUUACAAAAUAUUUUGUUGAUUGAUGACCCUGGAAUUAUAAUAAUGACAAUUUAGUUUGCUGUGUUUUAUUUCCAGAUUACUCUACGCUAUAGUAAUCAGACACUACAAGGACCACAGCAGUGAGCAGCCAAUUGGAAUAAGCACGGGAGUAGGAAAUACACUUGUAAACAUAUAGCAUUACCUUGUAUGUAUCUAGAUGUAUGUACAAAUUAUGUCAUCUCCACAUUUGAGACCGAACAAGUUUAUUAGUAUAAGGUAAUCACUAUUUUUUUUGUUGAUGUGGGUAUUGUGAUUUUGCAUCAUGGUGCAUUUAUUGUAAAUAGAACGUAAUACCAAAGUGAAUCGUUCAGAAUGGAACAUACAUUCAUUAUUAGACUGGUUUUAUUGAAAGAUGUGCUCUAACUUUUACAUCAACAUCAUUCUAUUACAUAAUGCUUUUUUAUGUGUUGAGUUCUAUAAUAACAAAAACAUUUAUUUAAGUGAACUUACGGUUUUAUAGUUUUGAAGGAAUGUGCAAAAUGUGUGCUGCCAAUUGUACAAAAACAGUUAAAUAUUCUUAGUAUCAAUAAUAUGUAAAUGUCUAAUCUACUUUAAAAUGAAUAACUGCAUAAUUUAAUUAAUAACAGUAAUAUAUUGCUCUCAGUAUUUGUGCUGAUCAAAAGUACUGAAAUGUAAACUCUUUGAAACUAAUUAUUUUUCAUAAUUUACAGAUGACUUGACUUGGACCUUCAUGUUUAAUUUCUAUUUUUGCACCGCUCUUAAAUCUUUCUAAAUCAGUACACGUGAAAUAAUUUGUAACAGUAAAUAUACAUGUUGUUUUUCUCAAUAAAAUAUCUUAAACAUAAUACUGUAGUAUUGUUAAUUUACUCCACCUCUUUAGUAUGUUAUUUAUUACUCUGUUAAUUAACAAAUAUCAUAUAACAGCCUGGAAAUAGUCUGUAAGCAUUUCUGAUACACAGUGUUUCUUUGUGGUUCAAAAACGUAUCUAGAACCAAACUCAUGUCAAGACCUGCAUAGUGACAUUUGCUUUGUUAGGCCAUAUAUAAUAGUGUCUCUACUAUCAUUUCUACUCAUGCUUUGUCUUUGUCUGCAGUUUCCUGGUUUCUCUUCUUGUUGGUGGUGGUGGUCCUCAAGCGCUGA
Molecule: messenger RNA, 24895 nt
Organism: Coregonus sp. 'balchen'
Lineage: Eukaryota; Metazoa; Chordata; Actinopteri; Salmoniformes; Salmonidae
Source: the annotation of a GenBank genome assembly